Molecule: messenger RNA, 4698 nt
Organism: Sinocyclocheilus rhinocerous
Lineage: Eukaryota; Metazoa; Chordata; Actinopteri; Cypriniformes; Cyprinidae
Product: lysine-specific demethylase 2B-like
Exons: 18
Coding region: 131-3718 (1195 amino acids)
Molecular function (GO): protein binding; DNA binding; zinc ion binding
Source: RefSeq, a predicted model, not a curated record
AGCAUGAAAAACUAAUUUAAUAGAAAUAUUUAUUCGAAAUAACUUCUUGUAUUGGAGAGGAGUAGCCUAUCGAGUGGUAAAGUGCUUGUCUCUGCAUGGAUGUUCAGGCAGCAGGCGAGCUGUUGACGUGAUGGACGUUAGCACACAGAAGGGCUCAGAGAUGAGCAUGGCACAGUUCGUCCGCUACUAUGAGACGCCUGAGGAUGAACGUGACAAGCUGUUCAACGUCAUCAGCCUGGAGUUCAGUCACACCAAACUGGAGAAUUUGAUCAAGAGACCAACUGUGGUGGAUCUGGUGGAUUGGGUGGACAAUAUGUGGCCGCGGCAUCUUAAACAGAAACAAACCGAAACCACAAACGUCAUGUCUGAGAUGAAAUAUCCCAAAGUUCAGAGGUACUGUCUGAUGAGUGUAAAAGGCUGUUUCACUGACUUCCACAUCGACUUUGGCGGCACAUCGGUAUGGUACCAUGUCUUCAAAGGAAGGAAGGUCUUCUGGCUGAUUCCUCCAAGCCCACACAAUCUGUCUCUGUAUGAGGACUGGGUGCUGUCAGGCAAACAGAGUGAUAUCUUCCUGGGUGACCGUUCAGACAGCUGCCAGCGAGUAGAGCUGAAACAGGGCUACACGUUCUUCAUCCCUUCAGGUUGGAUCCAUGCCGUCUACACUCCAGAAGACACCCUGGUGUUUGGCGGGAAUAUUCUACACAGUUUUAACAUUCCCAUGCAGCUCACAGUCUACGAAAUUGAGAACAGAACAAAGGUGCACUCCAAAUUCCGCUACCCUUUCUUCUAUGAGAUGUGCUGGUAUGUGUUGGAGAGGUACGUGAACUGCUUGACCAGACGUUCGCACCUGAGCCUGGAGUUCGGCGUUCACGCUGGAGUGACACGUCUUGGGUAUUCUAUAGUCUUUGCAGGAGGUCUGGCGGUUUUGAGCGCUGAACCCAAGCUUGUAACUGAGAGUCUCAUCUCUGCUCCUCGGCUGGACAUGGAGGAGGACUCGUGUGAGGCGCGGUUAGAGAGGACAGAGGGGACGACCCAGCCCUCCUCAGCUGUCUCUCCCUAUCAGACCUUCAAAUCCCCGGCCAAUGAUUCUGAAGACAGCUUCAAGUCCCUGCCUUCAGAGUGUCCCAAGACUCCGUCUGGCUCACCUGGAAUGGAACAUUCCGGCAAAUGGACCCACUUGACAGACUUUGAGUUGAGUGGACUCAAGGCCUUGGUGGAGAAGCUGGAAUCCCUUCCGGAGACAAAGAGAUGCGUUCCAGAGGGAAUCGAGGAUCCACAAGCACUGCUAGAUGACGUGAAGGUUGUGCUGAAGGAACAUGCAGAUGACAAUCCAAAGUUGGCCAUCACUGGUUCUCCUAUUGUAUGCUGGCCGAAGAAGACAAGCAAGCCACGGCCGCUUAAUCGGCCAAAAUCAAAGAUGGGCUCGUCUCCAUCGGCUGCUGCAGGCUCAGCAGCGGGAGGAGUGAAGCUCUCGUCCAGCCGCGGUUCAUCUAAUGCCCGGCGCAGACGGACACGCUGCAGGAAGUGUGAGGCAUGUACACGCAAAGAGUGCGGGGAGUGCCACUUCUGCAAGGACAUGAAGAAGUUUGGUGGACCAGGCCGCAUGAAGCAGUCCUGUAUCAUGAGACAGUGCAUAGCGCCUGUUCUACCUCACACUGCUGUGUGUCUGGUGUGCGGAGAGGCUGGGAAAGAAGACACGGUAGAGAACGAGGAGGACAAGUUCAACAUGAUGCUUAUGGAGUGCUCUAUCUGCAGCGAGAUCCUCCAUCCAGCAUGCUUGAAGGAGAAGGAUUCUGGCAGUGUUGUAAAUGACGAGUUGCCAAAUUGCUGGGAGUGUCCGAAAUGCAGUCAUUCUGGAAAGACGGGAAAACAAAAAAGAGGCCCAGGGUUUAAGUACGCCUCCAAUCUCCCUGGCUCUAUGCUCAAAGAGCAGCGAAUGAACCGGGACGUAAAGGAAGAGCUGGAAUCAAACAUGUCUACUGAGUCCUACACCUCUACUGUUUCACCUGUCAUGAAGAAGAAGAAGAAGACAGAACGAGAGAACAAUCCUACCUGCAAGUCAGAAGAUGCAUUUAAGAAACGUUCUCCCAAAUUGGAGGACAACCCACUCCGCAAGAAGAGAAAACUCUUUGAAAAGGACUCAGACUCAGAUUCCAAUGUUAAGAAAAAGAAGAAGCGCUCAAAGCCUGAAGAUCUCUCAGCCUCUAAUGUCCUGGGACAGAUCAAGACCGAAAGAGAGGAUGAGGAGGAGUAUGAUGAGGUUAACAGACAAGAAUUGGAGAGGAGAGCCUUCGGUUUUGCGCCCUCAGAAGAGGAGGAUGGAGAUGAUGAAGAGGAGGAAGAAGAAGAGGAGACAAUGAAGAAGAAGGGUAGUCCAGAGGAGAAUGGGAAACUUGAACACAAGACCUCCGCUGCAUGGGAAGGUGACCAAUCACAGGGUGGUUUUACCCAGGCAGGGCCCAGUAGUGACUCGGGUGUUGAUGCACAGUUGAGGAGCCAGCGAAAAACCAAACGUAAGCCUCGCCUGCCCAACAAAGAACUGAGCAAAGAACUAAGCAAACAACUCAAUCAGGAGAUCCAGAAUACAGAGGAUCGUCUAGCACAUCAAAAUGGCAGAGCGGUGAAGACAGAACCAGAUAGUGAUGGAGAGGACAGAAAACCACUGAAGAAUGGAAGCAGCCAUCUGAGAGACUGGCUGGGGCCUAAGCGGGAACUAAACGGAUCCUUGCGAGAGCAGCUCCCGGUUAGUUGGAUCAGGACUACACCUACCCCUGUCAUUCGGCCAAAACCUUGCCGCUCUCCACCGAAAUGUGUUCAGAUGGAGCGUCAUGUUAUUCGUCCCCCUCCGAUCAGCCCCCCUCCGGAUGGGCUGCCCCUAGAUGAUGGGAAGAAUCACGUAAUGCGGAGAGAGGUGUGGAUGGCAGUGUUCAGCCACCUCACACACCAAGACCUGUGUGUCUGCAUGCGGGUCUGCAAGACCUGGAACAGAUGGUGUUGUGAUAAAAGACUUUGGACCAAGAUCGAUCUGAACCGGUGCAAGUCAAUCACUCCACUCAUGCUGAGCGGCAUUAUCCGCAGACAGCCGGUCUCCCUGGACCUCAGUUGGACCAACAUUUCUAAGAAGCAGCUCAGCUGGCUAAUCAACAGAUUACCUGGUCUGAGGAUUCUGUUGCUGGCAGGCUGUUCGUGGGCAGCUGUAUCAGCUUUAUGCACAUCCAGUUGUCCUUUGCUAAGAACUUUAGAUGUGCAGUGGGUAGAGGGACUUAAGGACAACCAGAUAAGAGACCUACUCUCCCUGCCGACAGACAACAGACCAGGUCAGUUGGACAGUAGAAGUAAACUGAGGAAUGUGGAGAAUCUCUGUCUAGCUGGUCUGGACAUAACAGAUACAUCCCUGAAGCUGAUCAUAAAACAUAUGCCUUCACUGUCCCAGUUGGAUCUUAGUUACUGUAACCACAUCACCGACCAGAGUGUCAACAUCCUCACGGCAGCCGGCACCACGACCAGAGACUCUCUCACUCACAUCAACCUUUCAGUUUGUAACAGAGUUACAGACCUGUCGUUGACCUACUUCAAGCGCUGCGGAAACAUUUGUCACAUCGACCUGCGGUACUGCAAACAGGUGACCAAAGAGGGUUGUGAGCAGUUCAUCGCAGAGAUGUCCGUCAGCGUGCAGUUCAGACUGAUCGAGGAAAAACUACUGAGCAAACUGAGCUAGUCAAUAAAGACAGUGACAAUAACUUGACCUAGAACCCAGGGAACUAACAAUCUCGCUCUCCAUUUUUUUUUUUUUACACUUUUUCAACAUAGGAUGGGUGGAGCGUAAUGCACUCCACAGAAAACCAGCAAAGACAAAAAUGACAUUGCUAAACAACACACUCCAAGCAAAAGCCUGAAUUCAUCAACAGAGCUCACAAGUGAAGAAACGUGUUCUUCUCUGGUGGCCAAUUCAGCCUUCCAAUCUGUUUUAUUGUUUUCAAUUCGUUUAGUUGUGCUGCUAAGGCAAACGUUUAUUGAUUUUUACGUUUACAAGGCACAUCUAACAGAGUGCCAACGUUAAAAUGCUGUUGAAAGGCAUGUUUACUCAUAUUUUGCAUAAAUGUUAUAAAAAAGGUUUUAUAGUCACACAGUGCAGUGUUGCAGUGACUGUUAUUUUCUUUCUCGGAAAAGAAAAAUUCAAAAUGCAUGUGCUUUUUUCGUUACCAUGCAAACGUUAAGCGUCAUGCAGUAUUAAUUUUUGUAUCAGAAGGGAUUUCACACUUUAUGUGCAGUAUUAAAUGCACUCAUAUAUAGACUUUAUUGACAGUAUUCAGUCAGUACAAAGUUUAUUUUUUUUCUACGCAGUAGGAAGUUAAGCAGAUCAUAUCUAUACUAGCUAUAGUAACUGUGCAGAUGUUUUUGUAAUGUUAAUUUAAGAUGUGAUGUCUUCUAAUGUUAUAAGAUGUUCUACAGGUACAUUCUCUUUUCCAUACAACUAUAUUACUUAUCUGGGCUUCUUUAAUAUGUAUAUAUCUGGGGGGAAACGUAUUUGCACUGUUUGACCUGAAUAAAUACUGGUAUUUUUUCCAGUAUGAUGUUUUGCUUCACGGAAUUUUGACUGUGUGAACAACUUGGUGCACAAAACUAUAUAGAGCAUCGGAUUAUUCAAGGUAAACAAGAUUUAUAAAUUAGCCUAAAAUCCGGCCGUUCAAGCAAUUA